This is a messenger RNA of Salvia hispanica, 1721 nucleotides long. The record is from RefSeq and is a predicted model, not a curated record. Lineage: Eukaryota; Viridiplantae; Streptophyta; Magnoliopsida; Lamiales; Lamiaceae.
AUGUCAGAUUCUGAAUCUGAUGACCCUCCAAAAUCCAACCAACCCAUAACCCUUUCAGCCGAACAGUUCGCUGAAUUCAUGAGAAUUAGUAUGUCUCAAAAACACUCAAACCAUCAGCCUCCAUCUCUGGAAUCACUAGGCGAGGUACGCCUAACAGAGAAGCUCAAUGGGGACAAUUAUCCCCUAUGGGUGAAAUUGAUGAGAAGAGCUAUCUGGGGGAAAGGUCUGGCAUCUCACAUAAAUGGAGUUACAGACCCUCCCCCACCGACGGACCCAGAUUACAACCGGUGGCAACAGCGAGAUGAUUGUUGUUUCAACUGGAUCAUCAACAACAUCGACGCGAGCCUCGUCAACGAGGUCUCACAGUACGAAACGGCCUAUGACUUAUGGGAAAGCCUAGCCACGACGUACGGGAGCGGCGCUGAUCAGUUCCAGAUCUCCGACCUGCACAGACAAACAUACAGUUUGAAACAAGGUAACUUAUCACUAGAAAAUUUGUGGCAAAAGUUUCAAGAUCUGUGGAUCUCGAUUGAUACCAGGGAUCCAAACCCAAUGGAUACUCCGUCCAGCAUCGAGAAAUACAACCAACACACACAGAGACAUAGAUUAUACCAAUUCUUAUGGGCAUUAGAUGACAAUCGAUAUGAUAAAAUCAAAAGAGAGAUCCUAAAUAUGGAUCCAAUCCCAACUGCAAGAAAGGCGUACGGACUGGUCAGACGGGAGUCCGUCAAUGAGAAGUUGCUAAAUCCAGAACCCAAGGAGUCCGGAAUCGGAGUAGGACUUGCUGCGUUCGACAGAAAUCGGACCCAGAAUUACCAACAGACACCGAAUUGCUUCCAUAUUCAUGGGUUCCCAGAGUGGUGGGAGGAGAUGAAGAAGAACCGGCAGCUUCGAAGUACAAAUCGGAACAGUGGAGGGGGUAGAGCAUCGGCGGCCGUCGCCGUGGACCGAGCCACCUACACCGACAAACCGGCGGGCGGCGUCGGUCCAUCAGCCACAGGUGGAGGAGAAAACAGAACAGAGGAGAAAUCAGCCAUAGCAUCGGUUUCCAUGGCAAGAGUAUGGUCUGAAGGUAAGAGAUUGGUGACCGAGGCCACCGGAAAAGGCGAAAUCGCGGCGGCUAAGGUCCCCACGGCUGCUAGGGUUCGCAGACAAGAAGAAACAGGGGCGGCUAGGGUUUCUGAAUUUGGGGGAGUUUUUAACUUAAAAACCUCCAAGUCCCGGAAAUCUAAAUUUGACCCCGGAAAACUCCCGAAAUCUCAAACCGACCCCCAAACCCCAUAUUACUCUCAUCUACCACCCCAAAACUAGGGUUUCUGAAUUUAGGGUUUCCGUCAUUAUCACACAAGCUCUUAUCAAUUAGUCAUGUGACUAAGGAGCUUAACUGUAAAUUACUAAUGCAACCUCGAUUUUGCAUGUUGCAGGAUAUCAAGACGGGGACGAUAGUUGGGCGUGGCACUGAGCAACGCGGACUGUACUAUGUGGACGAGAUAGCCCAACAGAGUGCUGCGAUGAUGCUAACUCCCGGACCGACAGACAGACAGGCUUGGCUUUGGCAUCGUCGGUUAGGGCACCCAUCUCUAGGAUAUUUUCGUCUACUUUUUCCAGAAUUAGUUACCUCUAUGAACUCUUUUCAUUGUGAUACUUGUGUGUUAGCCAAAAACCAUAGACAUUCUUUCAAGUUGAACAAUACCUGAAUGAAAUCUCCAUUUGCUUUGAUA